UCGCCGCGGCCAUAACCGGGUACUACACUGAGCAUGCGCACCACGCAACCAACCAAGUGAAGCGCGGACAUGAUCGAUUUGUUGCAGGAAACACGGCGAGCUUCUAACCAGACUGGAAUACAAACAUAAAACUGUCAUUGAUAGUUUGUGGAAACAUAGCUAGCAAGUUUAUUUCCAUACAUAUUCAUUGAACAUUUAGGCGAACAUACUUGAAAACAACAGCUUUUGCAAGCAGGAAUAAUAAUGUCCAUCGUGACAGUGCAACUUGGACAAUGUGGCAACCAGGUAGGCCAAGAGUUGUUCGAGGUGAUCAGCAAUGAUGCAAAUGAUACGCAAAGAAAGGUUUACAGUGAAUGCAGCAGUGAGCGUUUCUUCAAUGAGACUGCAAAGAGAGAACUCGUAGCAAGGUCAGUGCUGAUUGACAUGGAACCCAAAGUCAUCUCACAGAGUAUUGCAAAGACUGCCAAAUCUGGGAAGUGGAGAUAUGGGGACCGUUCACACUUCAGUCAGAAACAGGGUUCCGGAAACAACUGGGCAAAUGGAUACUGUGUCCAUGGACCACGUCAUGAGGAGGUAGUGAUGGACAUUGUGAGGAGGGAAGUGGAGCACUGUGACUGUCUGGCAGGAAUCGUGGCCAUGAUGAGUGUGGCAGGGGGCACAGGGUCAGGGGUGGGCACAUACGUUACUCAGUGUCUCCGGGAUGCCUACCCAAACUCCUUCAUCCUCAACCACCUGACAUGGCCCUAUGGCACUGGAGAGGUGAUAGUCCAGAACUACAACUCUGUGCUCACACUGUCACACCUCUACCAGCUCUCAGAUGCCAUCCUGGUUCAUGAAAAUGACACGGUUCACAAGAUCUGUGCUCAGCUCAUGAAUAUCAAACACAUAUCAUUCAGGGAUGUCAACAAAGUCAUCGCCCACCAGCUAGGGAGUGUUCUGCAGCCUGCACUCACUGGUGGCUCCCAUGGUAUCUACAAUAGAAACCCCAUAGGUGAACUGAUGAGCAGCCUGGUGUGUCACCCAGAGUACAAGCUUCUCAGCGUGUGCAACAUUCCCCAGGUGUCCAGCUCCUCUAUGGCUUACAGCAUGUUCACCUGGCCGGGCCUGCUCAAACAUCUACGUCAGAUGCUCAUUGCCAACUCCAAAAUGGAGGAAGGCAUCGACUGGCAGGUGCGAGCCCCCUCUCUCCAGCCUGAAGGGAUAGAGAGGACCGGGAGUCACAGACGACCAGGCUUCAACACCUCCCUGGCCAACCUGCUCAUACUGCGGGGGAAGGAUGUGAACAAUGCAGAGAUAAGUGGAUUUCAGCAUCCGAGUCUAUAUACCCCCUGGCUUCCAGCAGAUGAGGCUUUCAGCAUGUGGAAAACACCAGUCCCGUUUAACAAGUAUGAGAAGUCUGCUAUACUGGUCAGCAACAGUCAGACUCUGUUGAGGCCUCUGGACAACAUGGUGGGGAAAGCCUGGAACAUGUUUGCCUCCAGGGCCUACAUUCAUCAAUACACUAAGUUCGGGAUCUCAGAGGAGGAUUUCUUGGAUAGCUUCACGUCUCUUGAACAGGUCAUUUCUAGCUACAGUCAACUUUGAUGCUACGAUACUGUUUGGAUAUGACGAAAACCAGGAUUCACUCCAACUGCAAAUUUGGACAAUGCACUUUCAAGUGUACCUCUGCUGCCGACUCUGUUGUCGUCGCUUGGCGUAGCUCUGAGCCAUGGAGUUGAUGAUGGAGAAGAUAAAGUAACAGACCAUGACCAGAACCACCUUCUCAAAGACCCAUGACAGCCAGUUCUCAGUCUGCACAGAGAGACAUGCAUACAGAGGAAUAUUACUCUUGACUAACACGAAUGCAUUACAAUUUGUAUUAUCUUGGCAAUCAAUAAAAUCACAUGCUUUGUCUUGA
Oncorhynchus masou masou (cherry salmon) is the source of this 1897-nucleotide messenger RNA. RefSeq names its product tubulin, delta 1 (gene tubd1). The coding region runs from base 244 to 1584 and encodes 446 amino acids. The record is from RefSeq and is a predicted model, not a curated record. The transcript has 9 exons. Gene Ontology annotation, biological process: mitotic cell cycle; microtubule cytoskeleton organization. Gene Ontology annotation, molecular function: GTP binding; structural constituent of cytoskeleton. Gene Ontology annotation, cellular component: cytoplasm; microtubule. NCBI's taxonomy places the organism in Eukaryota, Metazoa, Chordata, Actinopteri, Salmoniformes, Salmonidae.